CCGAAACGCUGGAAUUCCCCCGGAAAAAAUCACAGUGAAGCCAUGCAAUUUUACAUAGUGUGUGCAGUCGCAUUCUUCGCGUGGUGUAUAGACGCGCGACCAGGCGGCUUGCUAGAGCACUACGGUGGAGGCGGCGGCGGCCAUUUUGAAGGCCUCGAGGGCGGCCAUCUUGGAGGCGGCUACGAGAUUGUCGAGCACGAGGGAAUCAGCAAUGAGAUCACGCAUGGAGGUGAAGGGGGUGAAGGAGGUGAUGGCGGACACGGACACCACCAUCAUCAAGAGGAGUAUAUUGAUUACCAUGCACCAGCAAAAUACCACUACGACUACCACGUCCAUGACCUGCACACGCAUGACAUUAAAUCACAAUGGGAGACACGUAACGGAGACAAGGUCAAGGGUGAAUACACCUUGGUUGAACCUGAUGGUUCAAAGAGAAUCGUCUCUUACACGGCAGAUAAACAUACUGGCUUCCAUGCUAUCGUCAAAAAAGUUCAUGACUUCUAAUCAUGUUGCCGAUCACUUUUGUCAGGUCAAAAACAGAAGUCAUCAGAUCUGAUGAAAUUUAACGCGACUUGACAACACCGCUAUUGACCGAUGAUUUUGUUGUUAUUUAUGGUGAUCCUGUAUCAGUAUUUUGUUGUUUGUAUUCGUUACAAGCUAGCUCCAUACGUUGAGGAACUUCCCUCAUUUGGCCUGAUGUAUUAAGGAUACUAGACACCCGGAUGCAUCUGUCUGUACGUAUGAAGCCGUAACCUAAAAGUGGACCAUAUGGAUAUUUUUUAGUCUUCAACAUAUCUCAACGAUAUGAUAGGCUGCUUACUACUUCUUGAUACCAUUUGGUUUGCUUUUGGAGUCAUUAUUCGCACAUCCUAGUAUCUAGCAUCCUUGGUCAAAUGAUAUAGAAGUACAAGUUUUGCAGUUUAUUUUUCCGUAGAAUGAUUUUGAAUUAAUUCAGUCUUGGAUUUUAAAUUGACUCCUCAACGUAUGCAGCCAGCAAAAGUUAUAUGACAAAUGUUGUUUCUAAGUGGUUAAUAGAAAAAAAAUUACUGAAAAUACUAAAAAUGCAGUUGUUUGUCGUAUAACCACCUUGUUAUAUCAAUGUGAUAUUUUACAGUUUUUUCGUACACCAGUUAAUUAAGAUACACAAAAAACAAGAGUUACAUUUGUUACUAGUUGUCCUAUGGGCUAACUAUAUUUUACCUUUGAUCAUAAUGAACAACCAUUCAUUCAUUACUAUCUAAGUCUAAAUUAUGUAAAGAGGUUUCAUAGCAGAUUAACUCUUAUCAACAAUUUCACAUCCACUUGCUAAAUUUGUAAAUUUGUUUAGACAUUUCAUCUACUAGUACUUUUUGUAGUAUAUGCAUUUGCCAUAUCACUUUAGUCUCCAUAUAUACAGAUACACCAUUCGUGUGUCCAUGGUAAUCUGAGUACGAUUUUUUAUAUUUUGAUAUAAAUACUUUAUAUUUUUUUACUUUAUUUAUAUAUUUAGUUUUAAGGUAAGAGACGAUGAUUUUCAUUGCUCGUGUGUAUGUAAAUAAGCUUAAUGAUAUGUAUUCAUGAUG
Messenger RNA from Acanthoscelides obtectus, 1562 nucleotides. The record is from the annotation of a GenBank genome assembly. NCBI's taxonomy places the organism in Eukaryota, Metazoa, Arthropoda, Insecta, Coleoptera, Chrysomelidae.